GGACUUGCAGACGUGACGUUGCGGUUCGUGAUUGGUGGGCGGCGCUGCUAUAUAUCGUUAAGACUUCGAUCCCACCUUCUCGCCAGUGGAAUUUCAUCUCAGCUUCUGCACCUUCAGGGCAGACGAGAACAUAAAAAAGUAACCAAAAGCUGGCAGGCUGACGGGAACGUGCAUCUUUACAGGACGGAUUAUCUGGUAACUGACCAUUUAGCUGUGACACACUCGGACUCUGUAACGUGGGAUUUUGACCAUGAGCUCAGUCGCUGUACUUACGCAGGAAAGCUUCAAUGCUCGCCGCAGUGGGCUUUUGCCAGAGCAGAGUGGUGCUGCUGUGACAGGACCCAGUGCUGGCGAAGAUGACUCCCUCCCAACCUACAAGGAAGCUUUUCCACCUCUACCAGAGAAGGCGGCUCUAUCUGAGGGGACCCAGGAAACUUCCAGUGCCUGGACUAAGAUCCGUCCCCUGAAAUCCUCUAUUAUCACCCAGGUUUUCCAUGUGCCGCUAGAGGAGCGCAAGUACAAGGACAUCAACCAGUUUGGGGAAGGAGAGCAAGCAAAGGUCUGUGUAGAAAUCAUGCAUAAGACUGGAGCCCACCUGGAACUCUCCUUGGCAAAAGAUCAGGGUCUUUCCAUCAUGGUUUCCGGAAAGCUGGAUGCUGUGAUGAAGGCCCGUAAGGAGAUUGUGUCCCGACUGCAGACUCAGGCAUCAGCUACUGUUGCUAUCCCUAAGGAGCACCAUCGUUUUGUCAUUGGCAAAAAUGGGGAAAAGCUUCAGGAGCUGGAGCUCAAGACUGCCACCAAAAUCCAGAUCCCACGACCGGACGACCCCAGCAACCAGAUUAAGAUCUCUGGUACCAAGGAGGGCCUAGAGAAGGCAAAGCAUGAGAUUCUUUUGAUCUCUGCUGAGCAGGACAAACGGGCCGUGGAGAGGGUGAGCAUUGAUAAGGUCUACCAUCCAUUCAUUACUGGUGCCUACAGUAAGGUAGUAGGAGAGUUGAUGCAGGAAACUGGUGCCCGUAUUAAUGUGCCCCCUCCCAGCAUAAACAAGACUGAGAUUGUCAUCACUGGGGAAAAAGAGCAGGUGGCUCUUGCUGUGGCUAUGAUAAAGAAGAUUUAUGAAGAUAAGAAGAAGAAUGUUACCACCAUUGCAGUGGAGGUAAAGAAGUCUCAGCACAAGUAUGUCAUUGGCCCAAAAGGAAACACCUUGCAAGAGAUCUUGGAUAGAACUGGCGUCUCGGUUGAGAUCCCACCUUCUGACAGCAGCUCUGAAACGGUCAUCCUUCGUGGGGAGCCAGACCGACUGGGUCAGGCCCUCACUGAAGUUUAUGCAAAGGCAAACAGCUACACCGUUUCCUCGGUAUCGGCUCCUUCUUGGCUUCAUCGUUUCAUUAUCGGAAAAAAGGGGCAGAACUUGGCUAAAGUUACUCAACAAGCACCCAAGGUGCAUAUUGAGUUUACUGAAGGAGAAGAUAAAAUCACCCUGGAGGGUCCCACCAAAGAAGUACAGAUGGUGCAGAGCCAGAUUGAAGCCAUUGUUACAGAUUUGGUAAACCGUAUAGACUAUGCAGAGAUUAGCGUGGAUCCCAAAUUCCACAGACACCUAAUUGGGAAAGGGGGUGUCAACAUCAACCGCAUCAAAGAGCUUCACAAGGUGAUUGUCCGCAUCCCCCCUGACAAUGAAAAAAGCAACCUGAUACGUAUUGAGGGGGAUCCACAAGGUGUGCAGGAAGCCAAGAAGGAGCUGCUUGAGCUUGCGUCACGCAUGGAGAAUGAGCGUACAAAGGACCUGAUCAUUGAACAGCGUUUUCAUAGAGCCAUCAUUGGCCAGAAAGGGGAGAAGAUAAAAGAAGUGCGUGACAAAUUUCCAGAGGUAAUCAUCAACUUCCCUGACCCGGCACAGAAAAGUGAUAUUGUUCAACUUAGAGGCCCACGAAUGGAGGUGGAAAAAUGUGCCAAGUUCAUGCAGAAGAUUGUGGCUGAAAUGGUGGAGAACAGCUACACUGUGUCAGUCCCAAUCUUCAAGCAAUUCCACAGAAACAUAAUUGGAAAAGGAGGAGCAAAUAUCAAGAAGAUCCGGGAAGAAACAAACACAAAAAUAGACUUGCCUGCUGAGAACAGCAACUCUGAGAUGAUUGUCAUCACUGGUAAGAAGGCAAAUUGUGAGGCUGCCCGAAGUAGGAUCUUGGCCAUUCAGAAGGAGCUUGCAAACAUCACAGAGGUAGAGGUAUCCAUUCCUUCCAAGCUACACAACUCCUUGAUCGGCUCAAAGGGGAGAUUUGUACGCUCAAUCAUGGAGGAGUGUGGUGGUGUUCAUAUCCACUUUCCCAAUGAAGGCUCAGGGAUUGAUAAAGUCACCAUCCGUGGCCCAGUAGAUGAAGUGGAGAAAGCCAAGCAGCAGCUUCUUGCCUUGGCAGAGGAGAAGCAAACGAAGAGUCACACUGCUGAGCUGCGGGCAAAACCAGAAUAUCACAAGUUCCUCAUUGGUAAAGGAGGUGGUAACAUUCGUAAGGUUCGUGAUAGCACCGGAGCCAGAAUAAUCUUUCCCACAGCAGAGGAUCAAGAUCAGGAGCUUAUCACUGUUGUGGGUACAGAAGAAGCAGUACGUGAGGCCCAAAAGGAGCUAGAGGAACUCAUCAAGAGUCUGGACAAUGUUGUUGAGGACAUAAUGAGUGUUGAUCUAAAGCACCACCGCUACUUUGUGGCUCGUCGUGGCCAAGUCCUCAGAGAUAUUGCUGAUGAGUAUGGUGGCGUAAUGGUGAGCUUCCCUCGCACUGGUUCUCAGAGUGACAGGGUAACACUCAAAGGAGCCAAAGAGUGUGUAGAGGCAGCCAAGAAACGCAUGGUGGAGCUCAUUGAUGACUUGGAUGCCCAAGUUACCAUUGAAUGUGUGAUUCCUCAGAAGUUCCACCGCUCACUCAUGGGUCCCAAAGGCUCACGAAUCCAGCAGAUUACGAGAGAUCACAAUGUACAGAUUAAGUUCCCAGAGCGCGAGGACCCACAAGCUUCUCCUGCAGAUGCUGCUGUGCAAGAGAAUGGAGAAGAAAAUGGAGAAGUGAAGGAUGUUCUUGAUUCAAAUGCACCCAAGAAAUGUGAUGUCAUCAUAAUUUCUGGUCGCAAAGAAAGGUGUGAGGCUGCUGUGGAAGCAUUGAGGGCCUUGGUUCCUGUCACUGUUGAAGUGGAAGUGCCUUUUGAGCUUCAUCGAUACAUCAUUGGACAGAAAGGAGUUGGAAUUCGCAAGAUGAUGGAUGAAUUUGGGGUAAACAUUCAAGUGCCUGCUCCUGAGCAGCAGUCUGAUAAAAUCUCCAUCACUGGCUUGUCUUCUCACCUUGACCGUGCUAAAGAAGGCCUCCUGGAGCGCGUCAAAGAGCUGCAGGCCGAGCAGGAGGAUCGGGCACUCAGGAGCUUCAAAUUGACCAUUACUGUGGACCCAAAAUACCAUCCUAAAAUCAUUGGCCGCAAGGGUGCCAUCAUCACAAACAUUCGCACUGAGCAUGAUGUGAACAUCCAGUUCCCAGAGAAGAAUGAUGAAAACCAGGAUAAGAUUACUAUUACAGGGUAUGAGCACAAAGCCAUAGCUGCACGGGAUGCCAUCCAAGCUAUUGUUGAUGACCUGGAAGAGAUGAUCUCAGAGGACAUCACCCUGGACAGCAGGGUCCAUGCCCGCAUCAUCGGGGCUCGUGGCAAGGGCAUCCGUAGGAUCAUGGAUGAGUUUAAGGUUGAUCUCAGGUUUCCCCAGAGUGGAGCAGCCGACCCAAACCUUGUAACAGUCAUAGGACGUCCAGAGUUUGUGGACGAAGCCAUUGAUCAUCUGCUUAACCUGGAAGAAGAAUAUAUGGCAGAUGUUGUGGAGAAUGAGGCAAAGAUGGCCUACAUGAGGCCCGCUGGAAGUAGUGCUGCAGCCAUGGAAGAACAACGUGCUCCAUCCAAAGGCUUUGUGGUGAGAGAGGCUCCCUGGACCACUGCCACUGAGAAGGCUCCCGAUAUGAGCAGUUCUGAAGAUUUUCCGAGCUUUGGAGCACCAGUGGCAGCGAAGGCCUCUCCCUGGGGACCCAAACGUUUCUAAGAUGUGCUGCUACAGACGGGCUGAAAGUUGACCAGAUACAAUCUCCUCCCACCCCGUCCCCAACACAUACACUUAACUUCUUGACCUCUUGACAUGGACUGCUGCUGACCCUCAAACUUCAGUCUUGAGACUUCUCCUUUUUCUUUGUACUUCUCCUGGUUUGCCCUUGCAGGUUCAUAAAGUGCUCUCAAUCACUGUUUGACUUGAGCUUCAUAUUUGCGGUAAUGCUGUCAUGAACUCAAGUGAAGGACGGUGGGGUUAAGUCUCGUCUGAAAUGUCAGGUGUAAUCAACAUUUAAAUGGCUGUCAUCUACAUUGUAGUUUAAACUGUUAUACCAAAAUCAGUGGUGGCAGACAUUAAAUUAUGAUUAUUUUUUUAAUAUUACUGAGCUGCCCUAAUUGUAGUUGCCUUUACAGGGUGGAGUAAAGGGAUUGAGUAACAGCUGAUGAAAUGUUCCACAUGGAGUCAGCUGCGUCUGUACCCAGUGCCUCUCCUGAUGUACUCGUAGCUAACUGAAAAUUCAUUGUUGGCCCUGAAGCACACUGUAGUGGUUGUCUUGUCACAACUUUCCCAUUUGCUUGUAACUGUGCUGUGAACAUGGUCAAGUAGUGGCAUGUACCUUGUAGCCUUAUGAAACUGUAAACUCUAAUGGGGGGGUUAGCCACUGCAGAAUGGCACCCAGUCAAACUGCCAGAUACUUGGAGAUCGUGCCAGAACCAUAAUUCCUACGACACUAGGCAUAGUGCUCCAACGUAUCAACUCUCACACUAAUUGUGGAACGUCAACGUUGAAAAGUGAAAUGUGCUACAACACAUCAUACACACAUACAUCUAGUGCCAACUCUGUGAUGUCCUGUUACCCAUGCUCCAUGUCGGGUCAGUGUCCAGUACCUUUGUCUUCCAGUUGCUAUGCAGCUUGUUCUGUUAAACAGCAGUGGCCCUUUUCUUAUCAGCCUUACAACUACCUUACAACUAGAAUGAUACAGACCAGGUAGAAAUGAUGUUGAGGUGCAUUUCAACAGACUGCAUGAAGCAAUGUUAGUUCCAUUCAACAAUCUUGGAGCAUUCCACAUUUUUGAUUUGGUCUCAUUUUGCUCAUGAAGUCAUUUAUGUCAAACUUAAAUCGCCAAGCAUCAGCCUACCUUGGUUUAUAUCCUCCUAGCCUUGAAUGAAAGAUUAUGCAAAUAACAUAGACGUGAAUGGUUAUGGAUGACACUGGAAAAAGAAAAGUCAAUAAAAAUGGAAAAUCAUGA
Molecule: messenger RNA, 5315 nt
Organism: Thalassophryne amazonica
Lineage: Eukaryota; Metazoa; Chordata; Actinopteri; Batrachoidiformes; Batrachoididae
Gene: hdlbpa
Product: high density lipoprotein binding protein a
Exons: 28
Coding region: 251-4063 (1270 amino acids)
Cellular component (GO): cytoplasm; nucleus
Molecular function (GO): mRNA binding
Source: RefSeq, a predicted model, not a curated record